Bipolaris oryzae ATCC 44560 is the source of this 195-nucleotide messenger RNA. RefSeq lists its product as uncharacterized. The annotation marks the transcript as partial. The record is from RefSeq and is a predicted model, not a curated record. The transcript has a single exon. Lineage: Eukaryota; Fungi; Ascomycota; Dothideomycetes; Pleosporales; Pleosporaceae.
UUUUCGGCGUUGGGCCUGGCCAACAAGAAUCAGCCGGCUGUGUGGUUGCAUGCGAUAUCAGCCAUAGUGAUCAUCAUACAUUUGGAGACUGAUGAUGUUGUACAACAGAACAAGGACGUCGCAGACAUUAUCGUUGCAAUCGCCAAGUCAGUCAAUGCCAUGCGCACUUGGAGCCCUAAUACGAAGAUUGUCGUC